Messenger RNA from Phyllostomus discolor (pale spear-nosed bat), 6023 nucleotides. It is a transcript of the gene ADGRA2, whose product is annotated as adhesion G protein-coupled receptor A2. Lineage: Eukaryota; Metazoa; Chordata; Mammalia; Chiroptera; Phyllostomidae. The record is from RefSeq and is a predicted model, not a curated record. Gene Ontology annotation, cellular component: plasma membrane; Wnt signalosome. The coding region runs from base 411 to 4424 and encodes 1337 amino acids. Gene Ontology annotation, molecular function: protein binding; G protein-coupled receptor activity. Gene Ontology annotation, biological process: cell surface receptor signaling pathway; G protein-coupled receptor signaling pathway; positive regulation of canonical Wnt signaling pathway. The transcript has 19 exons.
GCUGCGCCGCGCCGAGUAGCCUCCAUCCAUGGCACGGAGCGGCGGCGGCGGCGGCAGCAGGAGCUCGGCGCAAUCCGUUAGGUCCCAACCCAGCGCCGACAGACCAGGCGACGCGGAGGGUCCCGGCCUCCACCAGCCCCGGGGCACCGCGCAGAGACUCCGGCAGCGCCGCGGAGGGCCGCCUGCUCUGCGCUGACAGCCGCGCCGGCGUCCUCCCCGCCGGGGCGCUCGCCGGACAUGCCCCCGGGGUGCGGCGGCGGGGACCCCGGGGCUUGCCUCCGCCCAGGGCCCCCCGCCCCGCCCUCGGGCGCCCCGGGACCCUGCUGAGCACGCCUCCCGCACGCCCGGGUCCCUCCGGCCCGUGCGCAGAGCGGCCCCAGCGCUGUCGGUCCCCGCGGGGCUAUGGGCUGAUGGGCGCCGGGGGACGCAGGAUGCGAGGGGCGCCCGCGCGCCUGCUGCUGCCGCUGCUGCCGUGGCUCCUGCUCCUGGCGCGCGAGACCUGGGGCGCGCCCGGCUGCCCUGUCCCCAUCCGCAGCUGCAAGUGCUCGGGGGAGCGGCCCAAGGGGCUAAGCGGCGGCGCCCCCAACCCGGCGCGCAGGAGGGUGGUGUGCGGCGGCGGGGAACUCCCGGAGCCUCCCGAGCCAGGCCUCCUGCCUAACGGCACCGUUACCCUGCUCCUGAGCAACAACAAGAUCACUGGGCUCCAGAACGGAUCCUUCUUGGGACUGUCCCUGCUGGAGAAGUUGGACCUGAGAAACAACGUCAUCAGCACGGUGCAGGCCGGGGCCUUCCUGGGCCUGGGGGAGCUGAAGCGCUUAGAUCUCUCCAACAACCGGAUUGGCUGUCUCACCUCCGAGACCUUCCAGGGCCUCCCCAAGCUUCUCCGCCUAAACAUAUCUGGAAACAUCUUCUCCAGUCUGCAACCUGGGGUCUUUGAUGAGCUGCCAGCCCUUAAGCUUGUGGACUUCGGCACCGAGUUCCUGACUUGUGACUGCCACCUGCGCUGGCUGCCCUCCUGGGCCCGGAAUCACUCGCUGCAGCUGUCCGAGCGCACGCUCUGUGCCUACCCCACUGCCCUACGCGCUCAGGCCCUGGGCGGCCUCCAGGAGGCCCAGCUGCGCUGCGAGGGGGCCCUGGAGCUACACACGCACCACCUCAUCCCAUCCCUACGCCAAGUGGUGUUCCAGGGUGACCGCCUGCCCUUCCAGUGCUCCGCCAGCUAUCUGGGCAACGACACCCGCAUCCGCUGGUACCACAACCGGGCCCCGGUGGAGGGCGAUGAGCAGGCAGGCAUCCUCCUGGCGGAAAGCCUCAUCCACGACUGCACCUUCAUCACCAGCGAGCUGACCCUGUCUCACAUCGGUGUGGGGGCCUCAGGCGAGUGGGAGUGCUCCGUGUCCACGGCCCAGGGCAACGCCAGCAAGAAGGUGGAGAUCGUGGUGCUCGAGACCUCCGCCUCCUACUGCCCUGCCGAGCGCGUCGCCAACAACCGUGGGGACUUCAGGUGGCCUCGAACUCUGGCUGGCAUCACAGCCUACCAAUCCUGCCUGCAGUAUCCCUUCACCUCGGUGCCCCUGAGCGGGGGUGCCCCUGGCACCCGGGCCUCCCGCCGGUGUGACCGAGCUGGCCGCUGGGAGCCGGGGGACUACUCCCACUGUCUGUACACCAACGACAUUACCCGGGUGCUCUACACCUUCGUGCUGAUGCCCAUCAAUGCCUCCAACGCUCUGACCCUGGCCCACCAGCUGCGUGUGUACACCGCUGAGGCUGCCAGCUUCUCAGACAUGAUGGACGUAGUCUAUGUGGCUCAGAUGAUCCAGAAAUUUUUGGGUUACGUCGACCAGAUCAAAGAGCUGGUGGAGGUGAUGGUGGACAUGGCCAGCAACCUGAUGCUGGUCGAUGAGCACCUGCUGUGGCUGGCCCAGCGAGAGGACAAGGCCUGCAGCGGCAUCGUGGGUGCCCUGGAGCGCAUUGGGGGCGCCGCCUUGAGCCCCCACGCCCAGCACAUCUCUGUGAACUCGAGGAACGUGGCAUUGGAGGCCUACCUCAUCAAGCCAAACAGCUACGUGGGCCUGACCUGCACAGCCUUCCAGAGGAGGGAGGUGAGCGGGCCCGGCGCCCGGCCCGCAGGCCUCGGCCAGAACCCCUCUCCCGAGCCGGAGCCCCUGGCUGACCAGCAGCUGCGCUUCCGCUGUACCACCGGGAGGCCCAACAUCUCUCUGUCGUCCUUCCACAUCAAGAACAGCGUGGCCCUGGCCUCCAUCCAGCUGCCGCCCAGCCUGUUCUCGUCCCUUCCGGCUGCCCUGGCGCCCCCGGCACCCCCAGACUGCACCCUGCAACUGCUCGUCUUCCGAAAUGGCCGCCUCUUCCGCAGCCACGGCAACACCUCCCGCCCCGGAGCUGUGGGGCCCGGCAAGAGGCGCGGCGUGGCCACCCCUGUCAUCUUCGCAGGAACAAGUGGCUGUGGCGUGGGAAACCUGACGGAGCCAGUGGCCAUUUCGCUGCGCCACUGGGCUGAGGGGGCUGAACCCGUGGCAGCUUGGUGGAGCCAGGAGGGGGCGGGCGGGGCUGGGGGCUGGAGUGCCGAAGGCUGCCAGCUCCGCUCCAGCCACCCCAACGCCAGCUCUCUGCACUGCCAGCACCUGGGCAACGUGGCCGUGCUCAUGGAGCUGAGUGCCUUUCCCAGGGAGGUGGGGGGCUCGGGUGCAGGGCUUCAUCCGGUCGUGUACCCCUGCACAGCCCUGCUGCUGCUCUGCCUCUUCUCCACCAUCAUCACCUACAUCCUCAACCACAGCUCCAUCCACGUGUCCCGGAAGGGCUGGCACAUGCUGCUGAACCUGUGCUUCCACAUGGCCAUGACCUCCGCCGUCUUUGCAGGAGGCAUCACCCUCACCAACUACCAGAUGGUCUGCCAGGCGGUGGGCAUCACCCUGCACUACUCUUCACUGUCCACACUGCUCUGGAUGGGUGUGAAGGCCCGCGUCCUCCACAAGGAGCUCACCUGGAGGGCGCCCCCUCCACAGGAAGGGGACUCUGCCCCAUCUGCUCCCCGCCCCAUGCUCCGGUUCUAUCUGAUCGCCGGAGGGAUCCCACUCAUUAUCUGCGGCAUCACAGCUGCUGUCAACAUCCACAACUACCGGGACCACAGCCCCUACUGCUGGCUGGUGUGGCGUCCAAGCCUAGGAGCCUUCUACAUCCCCGUGGCUUUGAUUCUGCUGAUCACCUGGAUCUAUUUCCUGUGUGCAGGGCUGCGUCUGAGGGGUCCUCUGGCACAGAGCUCAAAGGGGGGCACGAGCAGGGUCUCCCUGGACCCAGGGGAGGAGCUGAGAGUUUCCACCAGGCUCAGGAGCAGUGGCCCCCUCCUGAGUGACUCAGGUUCCCUUCUGGGUACCGGGAGCGCGGGGGUGGUGACGCCUGGACCCCCAGAGGAUAUUGAUGGCCUCUAUUCUCCGGGAGUCCAGCUGGGGGCGCUGGUGACCACGCAUUUCCUGUACCUGGCCAUGUGGGCCUGCGGGGCUCUGGCGGUGUCCCAGCGCUGGCUGCCCCGGGUGGUGUGCAGCUGUCUGUAUGGCGUGGCGGCCUCGGCCCUGGGCCUCUUCGUCUUCACCCACCACUGUGCCAGGCGCAGGGACGUUAGGGCCUCCUGGCGCGCCUGCUGCCCCCCUGCCUCGGCCUCGCGCGCCUCACCCCCAGCCGUGCCCGCCUCUAUCCCAGACGACGGUUCCCCGGUGUUCGGAGAGGGACCCGCCUCCCUUAAGUCAUCCCCCAGUGGCAGCAGCGGUGGCCAUGCACCGGCCCUGGGUCCCUGCAAGCUCACCAACCUACAGUUGGCCCAGAGUCAGGUGUGCGAGGCAGGAGUGGUGGCCCGUGGAGAAGGGGAGCCAGAGCCCGUGGGCUCCCGAGGGAGCCUCGCCCCCCGCCACCCCAACAACCUGCCCCACGGGCGCCGAGCGCACAAGAGUCGGGCCAAGGGGCACCGCACGGGGGAGGCGGGAGGCAAGAACCGGCUCAAGGCACUGCGCGGGGGUGCAGCAUCCGGGGCGCCCGAGCUACUGUCCAGCGAGAGCGGCAGCCUGCACAACAGCCCAUCCGACAGCUACCCGGGCAGCAGCCGCAAUAGCCCUGGCGCCCGCCUCCAGCUGGAAGGUGAGCCUGCACUCACGCCGUCGGAGGGCAGCGACACCAGCGCCGCGCCGCUCCCAGAGGCCAGCCGGCCGGGCCAGCGCCGCAGCGCCAGUCGGGACAACCUCAAGGGCGUGCUGGAGAAGGAAAGCAAGCGCCGCUCCUACCCGCUCAACACCGCCAGUCUGAAUGGCGCCCCCAAAGGCGGCAAGUACGACGACAUCACCAUGGCCUCUGGCGCCGAGGCGGCAGGGGGCGGCUGCAUGAAGACAGGCCUCUGGAAGAGCGAGACCACCGUCUAGGGUGGGUCAAGUGACACUUUAGGACAUGCUGGCCACUGGGUUUAUUAGCCCGGCUUCUCGGGAGGCCUCAAAGACGUCGGUCGGUACGUCAACAGGUUUGAGGUGGAAGCGCCCAGGGCUGCACCCGGGCUCACCAGCUUUGGUUCUGGAGGUUGGGGUGGGGAAUAGGCAAGGGCCUACCACCGCCAAGAGGGCCAUGCCUCUAGGGUAGCGACAGACAAUCCCAGAGCCACAGCAGGAUAAUCUCCGUCGCAGCCCAGGCUAGUUUGGGCAGUUUUCAGUGCCGUCCAGGGUAGGGGGAGGGCCUGUCAGCCUGCAGUGAUGAAUCGUGGACCAGCACCGCACAGCCCAGGCAGGCUCCUCCAAAGGUGCUGCCGCAUCCUGUCCACCUGCCUCGCUGGUGGUCGCUGGCCUCACUAGGAAAACACGGAUGGGAGCACGAGAACAAUGUUCUCUCACUGCACUCUUCUGAAGUCAGCCAUCUGUGCCUAGAUUCUAGGGUCUCUCCCUCACCCAGUUUUUGGCUAACUGGGGAGCCAGCCUUAGCAGAUGAGCCAAGGGACCAGGACCAACUGGAGGUGAUAAGGUGCUGCUUUUCAGAUUAACUAUGCAAGAGAAGGUGGAGCAGUGUGAAAGGCAGCUUGGGAGAUCAAGUGGGGGGAGGGGCAGGUGCACAAUUAGGGAGGGAUACCGUUCCCACGUGAGUGGUGCACAUACCAUAUAGCAGGGCUCCAAGGUGGCACUUGAAGACAAGCCAAGGGCCACCUAAGAGGCUGACGGUGCCUGGGGAUAAUCUGAAGGAAGUAGAGGGCAGUGCUUGGACUUGGGGCUGACAUCAGUCCAGCCUCAAACUUAGCCCUAUAAACAAUGCCCCGAAUGGGGCCCCUGCACAGGACUGCAAGCCAUGUUGGAGAAGCACUUUCUGUUCACGUACAAGACCCACGCCUCCAGUCUCAGCCUCCCAACACCAAGGGACUAAGGAGAAGUACUUCCCUGCCUCCAUGAGGCCACACGAAGACCCAUCCCAAUCACUUGACCUCUAGCUCCCUGUUAGGGGGAAGCCUCCAAAACAUCAGACCAGCUUCCCACCGCACGGAAGCCCAGGCCAAACCCUUCCAGGUGGCAGGCACGGUCCCGACAGCUCCCCUGGGGCCUGAGCCUCCACUUUUAAACACCAGCACUCCUAUUUUUCCCCCAACCUACAAAGCAACCACCAGCCUUGUACCACAGGACCCUGUAAAAGUGGAGGGAGCCUGGGGCCUUGUAAACAGCAUCAUGAAAACAAGACCUGGUCCAGGUCCCCCCAGCCUGAUCUGAUCACCAAGGUGAACGAAGACACAGGGGACAAAAGGAAACCCACACGCCUUGGGACGGAUCCUGUUAUUUAUGCUUGCUGCACAGACAAUAUUAGACAGGAAAAAAAAAAGCUUUGUAUUAUUCUUCCACAUACGCUGGCUGCUGUUUACAUACCCUGCCAAUGCCUUAGCACUGGAGAGCUUUUUGCAAUACGCUGGGGAGAGGGGAGGGAGGGGAUGAGAAGUGCCAAAGAAAACAUGUUUUUAAAAGCUCGGGUUUUAUACAAUAGAAUGUUUUCUAGCA